Messenger RNA from Galleria mellonella (greater wax moth), 720 nucleotides. RefSeq lists its product as uncharacterized. The transcript is spliced from 3 exons. The coding region runs from base 1 to 720 and encodes 239 amino acids. The record is from RefSeq and is a predicted model, not a curated record. NCBI's taxonomy places the organism in Eukaryota, Metazoa, Arthropoda, Insecta, Lepidoptera, Pyralidae.
AUGAUUGAAUCUAUAAGGAUUAUAUUAGUAUUAACUAAUGAAGAAACAAAGUUGAUAGAUAUCACUAACACUGCUUGGAAUAUUCUUAAGAUCGAACGAAAGAAAAAUAUUCUAAUUGACUCGUAUUCGAUUUUUAUAGGACAAGAAGCUAAAUUCGAAACUAAAUCAUCUUUAAUUAAUAGUCUUUUCAUUAUGUGGGUUUGGUUCUGUGUAAUACUGCGCCUAGUUAUACAAGGAGAUUUGACGAGUGGCUUACAAAAUACAUUACUGGAGCCUCCUAUGUCAUCUAUGGAAGAUGCGAUAAAACAAGUAGAUGGUUAUGGAGGAGGGGAGAUAUUUAAGAAUAUGUUUAAAGGUACUAGAUUAGAAAAAGAUUACAAAAUAGUUAGUCUAGAUGACACUUAUAUCUACCUUAAUAAUCUUGUGCAAGGACAAAGAUUUAUUUUACUAACUGACAAGGUAGCAGUUAAUUUAGUAAACAUAGGUACUGAUUUUCAAUUCAUUGGUCCGACAAGUUUUAGUAUAGUUGCUUGCUAUUAUAUAAGACCGGGCUGGCCAGCUGCAAAAAGAAUAAAUAACCUCAUUCAAAGGGUGAUUGAAGUAGGAUUUAUUAUAAAAGCCACUAGGGAGAACCAACAUACUAACAUGUUAAAAUUAAAUAUUACUCUUGAAACUGGAACGCUUCAUGAUCCUCACAUGAUUAGUUGUAAUAAUUAUUGA